Molecule: messenger RNA, 5841 nt
Organism: Phaethon lepturus (White-tailed tropicbird)
Lineage: Eukaryota; Metazoa; Chordata; Aves; Phaethontiformes; Phaethontidae
Gene: GAPVD1
Product: GTPase activating protein and VPS9 domains 1
Exons: 25
Biological process (GO): vesicle-mediated transport; regulation of GTPase activity
Cellular component (GO): endocytic vesicle; cytosol
Molecular function (GO): guanyl-nucleotide exchange factor activity; small GTPase binding
Source: RefSeq, a predicted model, not a curated record
AUGGUGAAGCUGGAUAUACACACACUGGCUCAUCACCUCAAGCAGGAACGACUGUAUGUAAACUCAGAAAAGCAACUUAUCCAAAGGCUCAAUGCAGAUGUAUUGAAGACAGCUGAAAAGCUGUACCGCACAGCAUGGAUUUCCAAGCAGCAAAGGAUUAACUUGGACAGACUGAUCAUAACAAGUUAAUUAAUGUAAAUGUUUCGAUGUUUUUUCUUUGAAGUUCCUGCUGAAUGUUGCCAGCAUGCUAAAAUCUUGGAGGAUACGCAGUUUGUGGAUGGAUAUAAGCAGUUGGGAUUUCAGGAGGCUGCUUACGGAGAAUUCCUGAACAGAUUGAGAGAGAACCCUAGGCUUAUUGCAUCCUGUCUGGUUGCCGGAGAGAAGCUCAACCAGGACAAUACUCAGAGUGUCAUUCACACAGUCUUUACCUCCAUUUAUGGCAAUUGCAUCAUGCAGGAGGAUGAGAGCUACCUUCUCCAGGUCCUCCGUUACUUGAUUGAAUUUGAACUCAAGGAAAGCGACAACCCUAGGCGGCUGUUGAGACGAGGCACCUGUGCAUUCAGCAUCUUAUUCAAACUAUUCUCUGAAGGGCUCUUUUCAGCAAAACUUUUUCUUACUGCAACUUUACAUGAGCCAAUCAUGCAGCUUCUAGUUGAAGAUGAAGACCACCUUGAAACUGAUCCAAACAAGUUAAUUGAGAGAUUCUCUCCAGUACAACAGGGAAAGUUAUUUGGAGAGAAAGGCACAGAAAAGUUCAAGCAAAGAGUCCAAGAGAUGGUUGACUCCAAUGAGGCCAAGCUGGUGACCUUGGUGAACAAAUUCAUUGGCUAUCUCAAACAAAACACGUACUGUUUUCCUCACAGCUUGAGGUGGAUUGUGUCUCAAAUGUACAAAACGCUCUCAUGUGUAGACAGGCUGGAAGUUGGGGAGGUCAGAGCAAUGUGCACAGAUCUUCUUCUAGCGUGUUUCAUCUGUCCUGCAGUUGUUAACCCAGAACAGUAUGGGAUAAUUUCUGAUGCUCCUAUAAAUGAGGUGGCAAGGUUUAAUCUGAUGCAGGUUGGGAGACUUCUGCAGCAAUUGGCAAUGACAGGUUCUGAAGAGGGAGAUCCACAUAUGAAGAGCAACCUUGCUAAAUUUGACAAAAGCUGUGUGGCUGCUUUCCUGGAUGUAGUUAUUGAUGGGCGUGCAGUUGAAACUCCUCCAAUGUCUUCUGUUAACCUCCUGGAGGGGUUGAGUAGAACAGUGGUUUACAUGACAUAUAGCCAGCUAACUACUCUGGUUGGCUUUAUGCGGAAUGUAAUGUCAAGUGAUCAACUUAAGGAAGAUCGGAUGGCUUUGGAAAACUUGCUGGCAAACUUACCCCAGAACAAACCAGGGAAAAGCAGCAGCCUUGAAAUGACUCCGUAUAAUACCCCACAACUUUCUCCUGCAACUACUCCAGCUAACAAAAAAAAUCGAUUACCAAUAGCAACACGUAGCAGAAGUAGAUCAAAUCUUCUACUGGAUCAGCAUGGAGAUCAUGAAGGAUCCUCCCAGGAGACUAUCCCAGAAGUUCAGCCAGAAGAAGUGCUGGUGAUUUCUUUGGGGACAGGUCCACAGAUUACUCCAGGAAUGAUGUCAGAAAAUGAGGUCUUAAAUAUGCAGCUUGCAGAUGGUGGACAAGGAGAUGUCCCCGUUGAUGAAAACAAACUCCAUGGUAAACCUGAUAAAACCUUGCGCUUUUCCCUCUGCAGUGAUAAUCUGGAAGGAAUAUCUGAAGGUCCUUCAAAUCGCUCCAACUCUGUGUCAUCUUUGGAUUUAGAAGGGGAGUCUGUGUCAGAGCUUGGCACGGGCCCCUCCGGGAGCAAUGGCGUUGAAGCUCUGCAGCUGUUAGAGCAUGAACAAGCCACAACUCAGGAUAAUCUUGAUGACAAGCUCCGUAAAUUUGAAAUCCGUGAUAUGAUGGGGUUGACUGAUGACAGAGAUAUAUCAGAAACUGUGAGUGAAACUUGGAGUACAGAUGUCUUGGGAAGUGACUUUGAUCCAAAUAUUGAUGAAGAUCGUUUGCAAGAAAUAGCAGGUGCAGCUGCAGAGAACAUGCUAGGCAGCUUGCUGUGUUUACCAGGUUCAGGAUCCGUGUUGCUUGAUCCCUGCACAGGUUCAACCAUAUCAGAAACCACAAGUGAGGCGUGGAGUGUGGAAGUAUUGCCAAGUGAUUCAGAAGCCCCAGACUUAAAACAGGAGGAAAGAUUACAGGAACUGGAAAGCUGUUCUGGGCUGGGUAGCACAUCUGAUGACACAGAUGUAAGGGAGGUCAGUUCUCGACCCAGUACACCAGGCCUCAGUGUUGUAUCAGGUAUUAGUGCAACAUCUGAAGAUAUUCCUAAUAAGAUUGAGGAUCUCAGGUCUGAAUGUAGCUCUGACUUUGGGGGAAAAGAUUCUGUGACAAGUCCUGACAUGGAUGAAGUGGCCCACGGAGCCAGUCAGUUGACAUCUCCUCCUUCUCAGACAGAUUCUUUGCUUGCAUUGUUUGACCCUCUUUCAUCAAAUGAGGGUGUAUCAGCUGUAGUAAGGCCUAAAGUACACUAUGCAAGACCCUCUCAUCCACCACCGGAUCCACCAAUCUUGGAAGGAGCUAUGGGAGGUAACGAGGCCCGAUUACCAAACUUUGGGUCUCACACUUUAAUUCCAACUGAUUUAGAAGCAUUCAAGCAGAGGCAUUCUUAUCCAGAGAGGCUAGUCCGCAGUAGGAGUUCAGAUAUAGUAUCAUCAGUUCGGAGACCUAUGAGUGAUCCUGGGUGGAACAGACGUCCUGGUAAUGAGGAGAGGGAGCUUCCUAUGCCGACCACCAACACUGGAGCAGCAGUUCUGGUGGCUGCAUCUCAGUCAUCAUCUUCAUCUCCCAGUAAAGACUCCUCGAGGGGAGAGAUUGAAGAACGAAAAGACAGUGAUGAUGAGAAGUCUGACAGAAACAAGCCCUGGUGGAGGAAACGUUUUGUGUCUGCCAUGCCCAAAGCUCCUAUUCCAUUUAGAAAGAAAGAAAAACAAGAAAAAGACAAAGAUGACAUGGUGCCUGACAGAUACUCAACACUUCAAGAUGAUCCCAGCCCAAGGCUCAGUGCACAGGCACAAGCUGCGGAGGACAUUCUGGACAAAUACAGGAAUGCAAUUAAGCGAACCAGUCCUAGUGAAGGAGCUAUAGUGAACUAUGAUGGUGCAGAGGCUAUUGGGGAUGGUGAGAGCGUGCAUGACUCUCCACGUGAUGAGGCUUUGCAAAACAUGUCUGCAGAUGAUCUCCCAGACUCCGCAAGUCAAGUAGCACAGCCACAAAGUUCUGCUUUCUCCUACAGGGAUGCAAAGAAGAAAUUGAGAUUGGCUCUUUGCUCAGCAGAUUCUGUUGCCUUCCCAAUGUUGACACAUUCAACAAGGAAUGGUCUACCAGACCACACGGACCCUGAAGAUAAUGAAAUUGUGUGCUUCUUGAAAGUUCAGCUAGCUGAAGCUAUUAACCUCCAGGACAAGAACUUGAUGGCCCAGCUGCAAGAGACAAUGCGAUGUGUAAGCCGUUUUGAUAACAGGACCUGUCGAAAGCUGCUGGCGUCUAUUGCGGAGGACUAUAGGAAAAGAGCUCCAUAUAUUGCUUAUUUAACUCGAUGUCGACAAGGCCUGCAAACGACACAAGCGCACUUGGAAAGGCUGUUGCAAAGAGUUCUGAGAGAUAAAGAAGUGGCCAACAGAUACUUCACUACAGUAUGUGUGAGGUUACUGCUAGAGAGCAAAGAAAAGAAAAUAAGGGAGUUUAUUCAAGAUUUCCAGAAACUUACAGCAGCAGAUGAUAAAACAGCCCAAGUUGAGGAUUUUCUUCAGUUCUUAUAUGGGGCUAUGGCUCAGGAUGCCAUAUGGCAGAAUGCCAGUGAAGAACAGCUUCAGGAUGCACAAUUAGCUAUAGAACGCAGUGUGAUGAAUCGUAUUUUCAAACUUGCCUUCUACCCUAAUCAGGAUGGAGAUAUUUUGCGUGACCAGGUCCUUCAUGAGCACAUUCAGAGGUUAUCUAAAGUAGUGACUGCAAACCACAAAGCACUUCAGAUACCCGAGGUAUAUCUCCGGGAGGCACCAUGGCCAUCUGCACAGUCUGAAAUCCGCACAAUAAGCGCUUAUAAAACCCCUCGAGACAAAGUACAGUGUAUCCUGCGAAUGUGUUCAACCAUCAUGAACCUACUUAGUCUGGCAAAUGAAGAUUCAGUACCUGGGGCAGAUGAUUUUGUUCCUGUUCUGGUCUUUGUCCUCAUAAAGGCAAAUCCACCUUGCUUGCUGUCCACUGUUCAGUACAUUAGUAGUUUCUAUGCCAACUGUUUAUCUGGAGAAGAAUCCUACUGGUGGAUGCAGUUCACAGCAGCAGUUGAAUUCAUUAAAACUAUUGAUGAUCGCAAGUAACUCAAACAGCACAUGUAUGGGCAGACUGUUAGCAGAAGAGGAACAUGUAAGAAUGUACAACAGCUGCAAAAAGCUGAAGAAGAGACUUUCCUUGUAUAAUACUGUACAGAAUUGAGGCAUUUUAAAACACAUCUUUACUAAUCAAAUUAAUUUAACAGAUUUUCCUCUUCUCUUUUGGUUGCGUUUUUUCUCCUAGAGAUACCGGCACUGCAAAAGGGACCACGUUUUUCAGAUGUUUUGGAAUCUCAAAACAUGCAGAAAAUGCUUCAUGCUUUUUCCACCACCCCUCUUCCUGAAUUCUUACUCACGUGAAUAAUUCACUUCAUUUAAUUUCUAAUAGAAAGCUGAAACAAGAAUAAUCAGGGCAACCACUUAGUAUACUUUCUAGCUUAAUACACCUUUUAUUAAUAAAACACCAGCCACACUGAAAGUUUGUAGUAGCUGACAUUAGUUAUCAAUUGUAUUUCACUUAAAUUUAAAAUCUGAGAGGACAGUGUAAAUAUGAUAUACCUAUAUUUAAUGCAUUGCAAUUAUCUUUGGACUCAUUAUCCUUUGAAUGAAUAAGCAAAAGCCUCUCUGACCUCUAACAGGUUGUGACAUACUGUGUUUUGGUAAUGAAAGGACUUCUCAAAAGGCUAAGAUUAAAAAAGGGCAAACUGAACUAUUUAUUAAAAUGUAAUUAAGAUUACUGAAAUUUCUAAAACUGGAAUUUAUAAUAGACAGGGCUUAUUAGAUAGCUAAACACUUUUUGGCUAGGGCAUUAGGGUGUUACAAAGGUUUGGAUAUAUAGAGGAGAGGGACUGUAAGUUACAAUAGAUAAGUCUAAUAUAAAAAAGGAGAAAUAAAAUACCUUACUGUAAUAUUUUUUUCUGAGAUAUUGUGUAUACUGUACAAACCCCAAACAGAGAUCCUUAGCAGAAUCUUGGACUGUAAUAUAUAUUUUGAUUAGUGACAUGAAAUACAUAUGCCAGGGGUUUCAGUGAAUGUUUUUACUAAAUGUUCUUCGUGUUGUCUGCUAUGCAGCAGUGCAAGUUUUACUGUUCAUAUAAAAUAUUUUAAAAUAUAACACUGUUCUUUAUGAAACAUAUCAUGACAUCAGUUCAGGGUGUUUUAUAGAUUUCUCCCCCCACUUUUCCCUUAAACCAACAAUUACCAAUUUAAAGAAGUUUUUAUGCACAACACCACAUGGAUUUUUCAUGAGUGAAAUGGUCUGAGUGAUGGCCCGUGGUUAUUAUCUGUAUAUAAGCACUUGCUGUUCUUUUUUUAGCUAGAAUUACAGUGAAAAAGGACAGUGAGCAUUUAACUUUUUCAUGUCAGUAUUAUUUCUUGCUCUUCCCAGAGUGUUCAUUGCACUUCUGACAGAGGGAUGUAUUAAGACUUGGUGUCUGUGAGUCGUAAAGAAAACAAAAUCUUUUUUGCGUUCUUUUC